AAUUAACAUGAUCCUAGUGGGUGAUAGAAAAAUCUACGCGCCAUAUAUUUCCUUGGAAAGAUACUUGGAAAAGUAUUUUCGACAGGAAUUCCAAUAAUUUGCACGAGAUGCAUGCCUGCGUUUGCGUUAUCUCAAGCCCAGAGUUUCCCCGGCACAACUGCCCGAGAAACUCUGGGCCCGAAUUUGUCAGUGUCCAUCGUCCGCCAUUAUUAUUUUUUCUUUGUAUUGAACGUGAUUUCCUUGUUGAAAUGCUCUCUUCCCUGGAUUCGGUCGGAUAAUUUUUUCCUUCCAUAUGGCUUAGUAGAUAAUGAGUGAAGUCGACAUGAGGGACAAUCCAGAAUUAGACUUCGGUGAUCUUGGAAAGAAAUGGAUAAGCCGAGUGCGGCAGAUAAGAGACUUCCAAAGUAUAUUCAUGAAACAUCUUUCAGAAUACGUAUAUAAAUGCUUUGAACUGCAUUCUGAACCGAAUCUGAAAGUUCUGAUCAACGAAAAGAAAUGUCAGAGAAUGAUAUUUGGUCCAUUGGAGUACUUCGUUUGUGGCGAGGAUCCCACGAUCGGAUUUCAAAAACUGCAGAGCAAGAAUGCUCCUUCUCAACUUUGUGGGAGAGUGUUUAAGGUCGGCGAACCAACCUAUUCAUGCAGGUCUGUGCACUACAGUCAAAUUCAAAAGGAUUUUGUUGAGGAUGAUCACGAACACAAUGUAUCAUAUUUGUUAUUCUCUGGCUGUAAAUUACAGAUGAACACCUCUGGAGGUGGAGGAUUUUGUGAUUGUGGUGAUGCUGAGGCCUGGAAGGAUGGUGUGGCCUGUGACACACAUCAACACACAGGCGAUACUGACAUGGAUGAGAAUCCAAUGGCUAAGCUGCCUCAGGAUGUACUGGAACGAGGAGUUGACAUUUACAGUGUUGUUUUAAAUUACUGCAUUGAUCUCAUCUGCUGGGACAAAACGGAUGAACUCCCAGAUUACCUUGAUGUAACUUGUAAUGAAGACACCUUUGCCACAGUAUUGUUCAAUGAUGAAGUUCAUACUUAUGAGGAGGUGAUACGAACAUUACAGCAAGCAAUUCCCAGGUGCACCCAAACCCAGGCUCUAGCUUAUGCUAAUAUUGUGGACAGGGAGGGAAGAUCCAUUGUAAGAUCAGGAAGUUAUAGUGAAUGUGAGCAUUCCAGAAGAUUGAUCAAGCAAGGCACGUCAGGACCUAGUCAUAAACCACUGAAGUGCCGUGUGAUGCAUCAUAAAGUCAUCGCUCAUCAAAUGUGUGCUGUUCAGAUGCUAGGCUGGCUAAAUAAGAUCACAAAUUAUUCAGAUGGUCUCAGGCGAAUCCUUUGUAACACUGUCCUUAUACCCAAAGAAGAUUCUGAUCUUCUUAGCAGAGUGCUCCUAUCUGACUCGACAUUGUGGAAAGUUGCGAGAGCCCACACCCACAAGUUGUUCAUGAACACAAUGUUGAUGGAUCCUGUGGGAAAGAAAGCAUUUGCUAUUCAUUUCACCAAGGUGGCAUCUUUAUCAGUUCAACUGUAUACUGUCCCCACAAUAGGACGAAUGUUAAUAUUAGAACGUAAUGUAUUGGAAGUGAUUCUUUGGGCAUUUAUGGACCAACUGCAGCCUUUCCUAAAUGAUCAGGGAACCUUUGAGUUUCAGAAGCAAUCUCAAAAACUCAAAAGAGCCCAUUUCAUGAUCACAGACCUGAAGUAUAUUCUGCUACACAAGCCGACAGAGUGGACAGAGGAACUGCGAGGAAAAUUCAUUAAGUUUUUGGACAAGUUCUUUGGGUUGCUUAAAUGUAUGCAGGGAAUGGACAUGGUAACCCGUAAAACUGGUCGGCAUAUCGAAACAGAACCUGACUAUGAAGGAGCAUUCACCUUACAAAUCAGAAUGAUGCCAGUUUACGCGCUGGUUUAUGAUUGGUGCUUUAGUGACGUGCUGAUCUUCAGGACAGCCAUCCUUGAAUCUAUCAAAACACUUCUUGAAGCGAGGAAGAAGCAGGAGGAAGUUGUUAUGAAAGUCUUGCAAGUGUCUGGACGUUCUUUGAGGUUGUUUAAGUAUGAUGUUUCGUCUUCACCCAUUUCUGUUCAUUUACCGGUCUCAAGAUUCCUCGCAGGUCUUCUGCUGUUCUGUGACAAGUUUCAACUGUCCUUUUGGGAUCUGUUUGGGUUUGAAACUCAGGAUGACCGACUGAAGCUGUUCUUAAUGGAGUACCCGCUUCGUACCCUGGUCAUGGUCGCACAAGUUCAAGCUGGAAUGUGGCGAAGGAAUGGUUACUCUGUGAUUAAUCAGGUGUUUAAUUAUUUGAAUGUGAGAUGUCGGGCAGAUAUGUUUGACAAGGAUGUAAUGAUGUUACAGGUUGUGGCGUCCUUUUUGGAGAGUGAUUACUUCAUGCUAGCCAUGCUGGACAAGUUUGAUCUGGUGGAUUGGUCCAGACACGACUUUGACGAUACAAAAUAUGACCAGAUUUCCCUUUUGUCAACAGGUGAGCGGUACAUGCCUGGUGUUGGCCGUGUGUCAGCGGAUGACUUCAUGAGACGUGAGAUUAUCCACAAGUUAUGCCUGCGUCCCAUGACCCAUAGCGAACUUAUCAAGGCUCUUCCACUGCUGGACAACGAGUUAGAGGACGAGGAAGGCGUGGAUGGAAUCAUUGAAUCUGUGUCAAUCUUUAAGAAACCUGGAGUUACAGGACGAGGAUUGUAUGAACUGAAAGAAGAAUAUCUCAAGGACUACAAUCCAUUUUUCUAUCACUACACGCGGAUUGAACAGUCUAAGGCUGAGGAACAGCAAAGAAAGAGGGUGAAAAAGGAAAACGAAGUUAAAGGCGGUCCACCACCCAUCCCCCCCGAGUUCUGUACACCGUUCAGCAAGGUGUUGAAUGUGUUGUGCUGUAAAACGCUUGUUGGACUCAUGAACUCUCUGAUUAGAAGAGCAACCACUGCACAACCCAGAGCUGUUACAGAUCUCCUGGUACAACAGGUUCUUCAUGUGAUUUGUCUUGCUCUUCACGAAGAAAAAAGACACAGGAUGAAUCAAAAGACUGAUGCGUUUAACUUUAUUUCCAUGGCAACUUCAAAACAAGAUCAUCCUCAGUCUCUUCUAGCGUCACUGGAGAGCCUUCAAAGUAGUGAAGUGAUCGAGGAACACUCUGCGCAGCUCGACUGGAUUAUUAAGGUAACUUGUUCACUUGGACUGAGAAUCAAAACAAGACUUCUUUGUUGCUGGGUCAUCGCGCUACUUGAUGGCUUCAUGAGUGACUCUUUGGAUACCUGUGUUGUCACGGCGGCAAUGACUGUUACCAAGGAAAGGAAUAAUUCUUCGCAACGAAAGGAAAAAAGAAAAUUGAUUGCUUGGGAAAUUCAAUAUGGCUGCCGUGAUACAAAUGUUGAGAUGAAUUUUUUAAUUUUCUGUUGGCAGGUCAACAGUGAUGGGCGAGCCAUCGUUAUGGCCUCUUUCGUCCAGCGCUCGACCGUGUUGUCUCGUUCCCGCGGGAAGAUGUUCGACAACGGUGACGAGCUGGACCCGCUGUACACCCCAGGGGACCAGUACUGGGGCGUUCAUGUCAGCAGCUGUGGUCACAUGAUGCACAGUGACUGCUGGCAGGGAUUUUACACGUCUGUUGUAGUGAAGGAACGAAGAGCUUUGCGUCUUGGCCAGCAUUUUAGUGUGGAUGUCACUAGACGAGAGUACCUGUGUCCACUGUGUGGGUGCAUCAGCAACAGUGUUCUGCCUGUAUUACCUGCACUGUUUAGCGGACGGGGAGAGGGUGUCGAGGAAGUUACAGGUCCAGAAUUUUUAAGCAGUGUACAGGAUUUGGUGUCGUCAAAUCUCAGUUUGUUAUCCGAUGAAGAUGAAAAGAAAGGAAAGAAAGUCUUAUCUCCAGUUCCCGAGAGGUUCCAAGCAGUAUUUCAAAAUCUUCUGAAAACUGGAACGAAGUUUUCUGACGAUCUGAAGGAAAUGAUGAAGGUUUUCUCGCAGUCUUGUUUUACGGUUGGUUUGGGUGUUGACCCUAAUGAAGAUGACAGACGUGUUCCUCUGCUGGUGUUGGAAGCGUGCACUUACACCAUACAAAGUGGAGAGAGUGCUCUAAGAACAAAUUGCCAACCUCUUUUUUCAGGACUUACAACUCGCCAGUCUCAGUGUAUGGCGGCCUUAACGCGUCUUGCUGCAGUUGUGUCGGGGAUCUCUCCCAGCAAAGUCGUUCAACGCCACUGUCUUCGAUUGCUGUCCGUCCUAACUCCUGACGCGGUUCCAGGUGAUGAGGGUCCCUCCCUCCUGGAAUUGGAUUUGUUCAGUUUAAUGGUAAAGCUCCGCCUGGCGCUACCGAGCAUGUUACAUCAGGAGUCUGGUGAUGGGGGCGCGUCACCUGUCUUGAAGAGCAUUGUGGGUCUAAACUCUCCAGUUACAAUUGAUCAGAGUGUGUUUCAGCUGACAUUGAUGGCGCGUGUUGUUCAAAUUCUUCUCAGUACUUCCCCUGAUCUGCCAAGUGCUGAAAACGAAGAUGAAUCAAUGGACCAGGAAGAGCCUCGUCAAAACGAGACUGCUAAUUUGGCUGCCCUGUGGGGUAAACUGAGGCACUGGGCCGGUUCCCAGUCCGCUACUCCACACCCCAUGCCACUGGAGCUUCUUGGUCACGCGAAAACACAGUUGUUACCAUUCCUCCGCUGUUCAGCUUUGUUCUUCCAUUUCCUGACCGAAAUUCCAGGACCAGCACUCUUGAAAGAUCCCAACCGGCCGUCACUGUCCGAGGAGCUGGAGAUCUUGAGCCGAUACCUUUCAGUGCCUAAAGACACGACGUGCUUAUUGCAGUGGAAUCACGACAGUGCUUGUAUAAGCUCGUCCACUAUCUCUACCACCAUCAAAAGAUGGUGCAGUCACGAACAAGUCAAGAAAACUUUGGCUACUGCAGGAGUGGAAUCUCUUGGUUAUUCUAUUGAACCCAAUCAUUUGCUGAAGAUUCCUGUGGACUAUAGUGAGCUUAUCAACGAAGCUUCAAUGUUUACUAUUUUAUGGCUACUUUGUUCUAGUUCCCAGUCCGCUACUCCACACCCCAUGCCACUGGAGCUUCUUGGUCACGCGAAAACACAGUUGUUACCAUUCCUCCGCUGUUCAGCUUUGUUCUUCCAUUUCCUGACCGAAAUUCCAGGACCAGCACUCUUGAAAGAUCCCAACCGGCCGUCACUGUCCGAGGAGCUGGAGAUCUUGAGCCGAUACCUUUCAGUGCCUAAAGACACGACGUGCUUAUUGCAGUGGAAUCACGACAGUGCUUGUAUAAGCUCGUCCACUAUCUCUACCACCAUCAAAAGAUGGUGCAGUCACGAACAAGUCAAGAAAACCUUGGCUACUGCUGGAGUGGAAUCUCUUGGUUAUUCUAUUGAACCCAAUCAUUUGCUGAAGAUUCCUGUGGACUAUAGUGAGCUUAUCAACGAAGCUUCAAUGUUUACGUGCCCAAAUUCUGAUGGUGACGAUAGCCGUGCGCCAGCGCUUUGUCUGAUCUGCGGUGAAAUGCUCUGCUCUCAAAGCUACUGCUGCCAAACAGAAGUUGACGGAGACAAAGUCGGCGCCUGUGCUGCGCAUGCUCUGAAGUGCGGGGCAGGGGUGGGCGUGUUUCUACGCGUACGUGAAUGUCAGAUCCUGCUGAUGGCCAACAAGAACAAAGGAUGCUUUUAUCCUCCACCGUAUCUAGAUGCAUAUGGAGAGACCGACCAGGGACUGAGGCGGGGUAAUCCCCUUUAUCUUUGCCCUGAUCGAUAUCGCAAGCUGGAGAAGCUUUGGUUGAACCACUCAGUCGCCGAGGAAGUUGCGCACUGCCUGGAAUCCAAUAGAAACUUGUUGUCAAUUGACUGGACGAAUCUGUGACGGAGCUGCGUCACGCCAUCUUGAAGAAUUUAGCGUAAUUAUCGCAAUCCGUCUGAAUCCUUCCCUUAUCUUGACCAUCCUUGGUCCUUUUUGGGUCAUUAUGAUGUCUUGGACGUUUUCCUACUUAAAUUAACUAUUUUAAUUUUCCUUCGAUUUAAUGGAAUGCGGCUUCUUGUGGAUAUGAAUGACUACGGUAUUACAACCGCUUGGAAGCGCGGAGAUAAACUGUUGCCUCACAGCUUGAGGAAUGAGAGAAAGACCGAAAAAGUAACCGCUGGGAAAAGCAGUGGAAAACGCUGUAAACGUAUACUGCUAGCAGUUUCUCAUUUUUCUUUGUUCUUCGAAUGAUGCAAAAGAAAGCGCGUGAGGAAAAGGCUGCGCGCACGAUGGCUGAAAAGCACGCUUUCUCGUUGGCAAAUUUCGUAAGACCUUUUUUCUUGCGCGCUUUCCUUUGCGUCACGCUCGGCGAACUAAGUAAACAGAUGGGCUGCUCGUAAUCUAAUGUAAAUUUGAUCGCUCAUCAAAAAAGUUUGCAAUUUCAACAGUUCUCUUUCUCAACGCAGUCAAUUCUUUCCCCGUUCGAGAGACGUGUAAGAUUCCACCGAAAUUCCAUUCUGAUGACGUAAGUGUCUCUGGAGCUCAGUAUGGUAUUUUUCGGGUCCAGUCUCGAGCGAGGAAAUAAUUGAGCGAGGGAAGAAAGACUACAGCGUGGAGUCAGCGUGGCCGAGUGGUUAGAGCGCCGGACUUGAAAUCUGGAGGUGUCGGGUUCGAGUGCCCUUCUGGCCACUAGCUGAUGCUGUUCAUCCCCUUAGCCACGUUAGUUUAAGAAAGCUUGCCUGUACUUAUAGGCAACUGGUCUGACUCCUGCCAUUAUUUUAAGCCAUGUUAUGUUGAUUUAUGAUAUUUGUUUCACGGCUUGUUUCCAUUGCCUCCUUGGGGAGUGGUCAAUUUUUUUUUCAGUCAGGUCAGUAAUUGUAAAUGAUUGACUAUUGUUUUGCAAAACACGCGGACUUACACACUUGCUGCAACAGGGUAUAUAAUGUGACGAUUUACAUUUUUAAUUUUUUUCUGUGCGGGAAAUUUACAUUGCUUCAUUUUUGGAGUGGUGUGUUACAAAAAAAAACUGCUUGAAUGGAUGUGUAAAUAAUAUCCGAAUUAUUAAACGUUUGCAUUGCGCGAUUUUA
Orbicella faveolata is the source of this 7029-nucleotide messenger RNA. Its product is annotated as E3 ubiquitin-protein ligase UBR2-like. Gene Ontology annotation, molecular function: ubiquitin protein ligase activity; zinc ion binding. The record is from RefSeq and is a predicted model, not a curated record. Gene Ontology annotation, biological process: ubiquitin-dependent protein catabolic process via the N-end rule pathway; protein ubiquitination. Lineage: Eukaryota; Metazoa; Cnidaria; Anthozoa; Scleractinia; Merulinidae. Gene Ontology annotation, cellular component: cytoplasm; ubiquitin ligase complex.